AUGACUGCCAGCUGGCGUCGCUCGAGAGCCCUGACUGCCCAAUAUGAGAAGAGACUUAGCAAACAACUUAAGGCGUCUGAGGACAAACACGCUGAGGAACUUAAAGCAUCCGAGGCCAAACACGUUGAGGAGCUUAAGAUGGUUGAGGAGAAAUACACCGAGAAGCUCGAGGCAGCCGAGAAGAAAAACCCCGAACUGCUCGAACAGAAGGCUAAGUUGGCCGAAGAGCUGAGACAGCACCAGGCUACUUUACUCAAAGUCAUCGAAACUAAAGAGAAGUAUAAGGAGCCUUCUUUGCUUAAUUUCAAGGAAGCCUCUAAGCUUCAAGAUGAUUUGAUCAUCAGCAUAAAGGAGACUGAGGGGCUGGAGGAGCGCAUCAAAGAGCUCGAGGAUACCAAUGCCAGCAACUUGGAGAGGUAUAAGGGUGCCACCUUCAAUUGUUUCUACGCGUUCUGGAAGCAUAACCGCGAGGCAGAUUUCAGCUAUCUCUUCGAUCGCCUAAGGCAAUCUGAAAUAAAUAGGUGCCUUGCUUGCCUUGAGGAAGAGGAGAGAGCGAAAAUCCCAGCCUCCCCCGAAAUCUCCUUGGCUACGGGCAUUGAUGGCGUGGAAGAGGAAAUUGGGGCCUCCGUCGACCAGCAAACUCCUCAAGACCCUCCUGUUUCAUAA
Molecule: messenger RNA, 666 nt
Organism: Humulus lupulus (European hop)
Lineage: Eukaryota; Viridiplantae; Streptophyta; Magnoliopsida; Rosales; Cannabaceae
Exons: 1
Coding region: 1-666 (221 amino acids)
Source: RefSeq, a predicted model, not a curated record